Messenger RNA from Diachasma alloeum, 618 nucleotides. RefSeq lists its product as uncharacterized. The record is from RefSeq and is a predicted model, not a curated record. NCBI's taxonomy places the organism in Eukaryota, Metazoa, Arthropoda, Insecta, Hymenoptera, Braconidae.
GUGUGAUAACAGGGUGGAUUUCAGCCCUAGAUCCACGUCCUACUCGUGCAAAUGCUGCACCUCCAAGAGUGUACCUCUUCAGAUGCAUCAUCAACAAUACCACCGGGAGGCAGUUGAGGGUCUUAUUCUGGGAGGAUAUGGCAAGGACCUAUGAAAACCAAUUGUGUGGCCAGAUAGUUACUAUCACUCGUGCUCGCAUUGUUCGUUCGGACCCUCGCUAUCCUUCUCCUUUGAAUUUGAUGAAGAUCGAAAUAUCUGUACAACGCAACUCAACAGUGACACUUCACGGGCCCUAUGUACAUCCAGAUAACGCUCUUAUCCCUAACAUUCCUGAGAUUCUUCUGGCCAAUGUUGGCCAGUACAGUGGAGAAGGUGUCAUCCGCAUUGUAGGAUUCAUAGAGACUGCCCUAGAGCAACAAAUUUUUGGUAAUGCUGCCUAUGGAUCUGGCGCAAUUACUGAUGGGCAUUACCGUCUGGUAAUAAAUAUCGGUGUGUUCAAUCUGCACAAUGUCCCAGGGCUCGGUUCACAUAUAGUCGUGCAGGGCACACUGCGGCGUAACGCAUACCAAACCCUGUUACUCCAAGUUCCAGAUAUGUCCAACAUUUAAAUAGUCGGCG